Messenger RNA from Patella vulgata (common limpet), 4998 nucleotides. RefSeq lists its product as uncharacterized. NCBI's taxonomy places the organism in Eukaryota, Metazoa, Mollusca, Gastropoda, Patellidae. Gene Ontology annotation, biological process: regulation of actin filament polymerization. Bases 274 to 1248 code for a protein of 324 amino acids. Gene Ontology annotation, molecular function: actin filament binding. Gene Ontology annotation, cellular component: site of polarized growth; actin filament; plasma membrane. The transcript is spliced from 7 exons. The record is from RefSeq and is a predicted model, not a curated record.
ACACUGUAUCGUAUCUAUUGUUUGUGAACAGAUUAUUGAAACACAACUUACUAAGUUUUAUUCUGUGACUUGAAUUUUGUCUUGAAUCCGACUGUGAAUGCAUUCAAUAUUUUAGUGCAUUCUCCUCCUUCUGUUUCGAAUGUGGGGUUCAUACACAACCGAAUUUAAAAGGGAUAGACAUUUUUGAAAGGAACACAUGUUUAACAAAGUCUGUGCAAAUGCAGCUUGACAUUUGGAGUUUUUUGACAGCAGAAGUGUAAAUGAUGCUAAAAGAUGAGUGUAGAGGUCGAAGUAGUAGACGGCUCCGCAUUUAAGGAAGCACUUCAUUCUGUGAGAUCAGACAAUACUUCCGAUACAUACGUGAUCGUUGGUCAUGUGGACGGAGAUCAAAAUCGGAUAAAUGUGGUGACAGUGGGACAGGAUAAUAACGAGAUAGCUUCCUACAUGGAUGAUUGCCAGAUGAUGUAUGUUCUUGCCAGAUACGAAACUAAAUUUGAUAUGUCACUGACUAUUAAAUUUGUUUAUUUUCGAUGGAUUGGAGAUAAAGUACCUAUACAGAAGAAAGGAAGAUUUGGUGUUGUAAAAGGAAGUGUUGAAAAACAUUUUAAUCCUUAUCACAUGUUAUUAGAAAUAAGCUCUGUCGAAGAUUUUAAUACAGAAAAAAUACUUCAUCAGCUUGAAGAAACAUCAGGAACUAAAUCAAAGGUUAUCGAAACAACGGAAGGACGACAGGAACGAGGCUUCACCCAGACACAACUACCAAAACGUAAUCAAGGAGCCAAGUUUGGUGUCAAUGAGAUAUCAAAGACAGGAGCUAAUCUUGAAAUAGAUCCAGGUGUACGAGAAUAUAUCAGUUUAGUUCAAGAUAACGAGGAUCCUACAUCAUGGCUUCUAGCCUGUUAUCAAGAUAAUAAUCCCAAGAUGCCAAUUAUAGUAGCUGGUAAAGGGGAGGGAACUGUAGAUGAACUGAGAGAGAAUUUAGUAGACGAUCAAGUUAUGUAUGGUUUAUACAGAGUUACUGAUAAAAUUGAUGAUAUUACUACUGUUAAAUUUGUUUAUAUAAUAUGGGUUGGAACUAAAGUAAAACCAAUGACAAGGGCUAAAAUUUCAACACAUCGUGGAACAAUGGAUGAGUUAUUUGGACCAGCUCAUGUCAAUAUAUUUGCCAAUGAAUUAUCAGAUAUUACUGAAGAACUUGUUUUAGAAAAGGUGACUUUUGCAUCUGGUACAAGAUCCCAUGUUAAAUAAUUACGAUGACUAUGUGUAAAGGAGUUCACUGUAUAUAGAAAGGAAGUGAUGAUGUUCAACAUUUUAACCAAGAUCGACCACCAGAAACUGCUUGACUCAUUUAUUUUUCGCAGAUGAUCAAAUUAUUGUUUUUGUUCAGUCCCAAGCAUGCAGAUAAUAAAAUGAUUCUCUAUCGUUCAACCCUUUAGCUCUCUGGUACUUAUAUUUACUGGCAGUGUCUGCUUUAAAUCGGGGGUUGGAUGGCCGUAUGGUUAGCACUCGUGCGCUGUAUCAUACGGUCUGUCAUUGAGUCAACUGGCGAGGUUUCGAUUCAACGGUUGUACGUGACAAGGAGUAGGGUCGCCCAUCCAACCUCGUGGGUUGUCUCCGGGUCCUCCGGUUUCCUCCCACUGCUAAAGACCCCUACGCGCAUGCGAAUUAUUGAAAUAAAAUUGAACCAUGUGUUAGUCCCGAAAUGACCUAGUUUGUGUCGAGUGGACGUUAAACCCCAUUUCUCUCUCUCUCUGCUUUAAAUCGUAAUGUCUGACAUUGAGUCAAGUUGCAGGGUUUCGAUCCAUAGCAUGUAUGUGACAAGGAGUAGAGUUGCUUGCCCAACCUUUUGGUGUUUUUUUUUAGGGUCCUCCAAUUUCCUCUCACUGUUAAAGAUCCUAAUGCGCAAGCGAAUUAUUAAAAUUAAAUUGUACAAUAUAUUAGUACCGAAAUGACCUAGUUUGUGUCGAGUAGAUGUUAAAUUAAACCUCAUUUCUAUUCCAUAAGAAAUUAUACAUAGUUGAUCUUUUUUACAUUUUUAAGCUCAUAUUUUAACAAAUCUAAACCUGCAUCCCCCUUGACCUCCCCAAACCACCCAAGUCAAAGAAGUAGUAUUCAGUUCUUUAACAGUUCACAGCUAUUAAUAUGACUCACUGUGCAAGACGAAACAGGCCCCUAGUUCAUAAAGCAUUCUCAGACUUUAAGUUAGGAAAUACUCAUUGUUCACCUUUAUAAAACUUUGUUGUUUUAAUAUAUCAAAUACAUCAAUACAUCAAUAGUUCAUAAAGCAUUCUCAGACUUAAGUUAGGAAAUACUCAUUGUUCACCUUUAUAAAACUUUGUUGUUUUAAUAUAUCAAAUACAUCAAUAACAAGCUAUGUACAAAAUUUUGUGUUUCUGGAUCAAAGAUAUUUCUCAUAAACAGUGAUUGAAAGUUAAGUAAAUUCUUAAGCCUGAGAAUUCUUUGUGAACUCAGGCCAAAUGUUUCAGGCAGUUUUAUACAAUCCAGAUGCUAAAGGGUUAAACUAAAGAGACAUUUUAACUGAAAUAAAAAUACUUUAAAUUAGUACCAGGCAAUGAUUCUGUGUCUUACGCUGUAGGACACCUUAACAGAACACAAUGUUUAUGGGGAACAGUCACUGGUAUUAUCCUUUUAUCAUUAUUGUUUGUGAUUGUUAUCCAUAAAAAUUGUGUUUCUCUAUGGCUAAAUGCCACUUAAAGAUUAUGUAGGCUGCUACCUCUAUAUAUUCAACAUUAAAUCAUAUGAUUAUAAAUAUAUUGACCACUAUACAACGAGAUCUGAGUGUCGUUUAACAAACUUUUUAUUUUAACUUAUAUUAUUUUUAUAUUUCUUUUCUUUUUUCUAUUUUGUUUUAUUGUAAGGGUUUUAUUGCCCGUGCAGAGUUAAGUAAUAUUUCUCAUUAGUGGCAUACUCAUAUUUUUCAACACUUUUGUACUAUUUCUUGGUAUUCAUAUCGGCUCAUAUUCCUGAAGCAGUGGUAACAAGCACUGUUAGCUCAUUAACCAUAUGUCGGUUUGGUGGUCAUGUGGUCUAAUGCAUGCACUUUAGUUCAAAAGGUCUGUCACUGAAUCCAAUCUCGAGUGGCAUGGUUACGGUGCCAAGCUUGCAUAUUAAGGGUCACCUACUGGAUACUAGUGCUUGAUGGUUUUCUCUGGAUCCUACAGUCCUUCUCCCCCCCCCCCCCCACACACACACACAUCACUACUGCAAAAGACACCUGAAAUGAUCUAGUAUUUUUUUGAAUGGACAUUAAACCCCUAUUUCUCUUUUUUUUUCUCUGGGUCAAUCCAGAAACCAGCCCCAGGGGAAGUUAACUCUUUAUAAAAACAUUUUAUUAAAAAAAAUAACUAAUCAGGGGGGAUAACUAAUAAGGGAAACCACUGUAGAUGUUGCUGUGGUUAAUUUGCUGAUAAUGCUUGUAACCACGGAUACAGGAAUAUGAUUGUUUUUCAUUCAACUUCAUCAAUAUUUUUUUUUUGUUUUGCUCAUAUUGAUAAACAUUCACUGGUUAAGGUGAUUUCUUGUUGAAUUGGAAUUGAACUCGGAUCUGAUAAUCAAAUUUAUAAAGAAUAUGCAACAUACAAACCAUUUCAUCAGUCCACAUUAUAUAUUUGUUUUUAUUUGACCAAAUUUAAACAUUUCCAAUAAUUAUAUUUUGAAUUCCAACUUUGGUUAUUUUUAAAGUUUUUGAUAUAUAUUUGUAAUUUGUCUGUUAUAUUAUUGUUAUUAGACAGUUUAUUAAACUGUUAAGUUUGUAAAGAUGUUUGAUAAUCUUGUUUAAAAGAGCUGAACCUCUUUGAUUCUAAGUCAGCAUUAAGUAUUGAAUGGGGUGAAUCUGAUGUUUUAUUUCGAUAAUGAUGGGACAAUGCUAUGCGAUUAAAUUGUUGUUUUGAAAGAUGAAAAUGAACUCAGCUUGGUUUGUUUACUAAUUCAGUUUCAUAUUUUAGCCUAUUGUUUUGAUGCAGAAACACAACAAAUGUUUGACAGGAAAACCCCACAGGGGCCUGUAAUGUGGAAAAUCUCUUUCAAUAUUAAACUGUGAUUAACUGUGUGAGAUUAUAAAAUAACUGGUCUGAAUCCGAUUCAGGGGCAAAUAAUCCGUUUUAAGUGAUUCUCCAUGUUACAGGUGCCUGUGGAAAGCCCCUGGUGAAUAGCAUUAUAUUUAAUGAUUUAUCUUAAAUUUCAACAGAUUUCCUAUUGUAUUUUUGGUCAGUAAUGGUGCUACUUAUUUUGCACAUUGUAUCAUUAUUUAUUCUAGAAUUUUCUUGCCAUUCUUCUAUAACUGUAAUCUACUUAAAGAUACAUUAUAUAAGAGCUAAAUCUUCCCAUUGCAAGUCUUCCUUUGGGCCUUAAAUGUUAUAUAAAUUAUUAAUUAGAUAUUUAUUAAUAUGAAAAGACCAUAAUCAACUCUCGAUGCCAUCGGAUGGCUCCGAUUUUAAGUAGAUCUAAAACGGUUCGUCCAUUUAUUGAUUUAAUUUAAAAAUGGAGAAGCGAGGCUAAGGUUCAAAUGACCAGUAGAGUUGUUACAAUCAAUACACUACAACACUACAACCAUUGAUAACUUUGCUCAAAAUAAUGCAAUUUGAAUUUAUUUAUUUUGCAUUAUCUAUUUUUGAAAUAUUAUAGCGAGAACAGUCAUCUCUUUAUCUAAAUCUUACAAAAUGCCCCUUUAAAUAAUUUUUCAGGGAAUUCACGUAGGCAAUACAAAAAAAUAUUCUAGUUCUCAGACAAUUCCUACUAUAAAAUCUGACGCGGGAGAGAAGUUUUUAUUUUAACGCGCAAGGCACUAUAUUCAUCUUAUCAGGAAUGUGUGAUUAUUCAGUAUCAUUUAUGAUUGUCAGUAUCAUUUAACUGGGUUGUGUACUUGAUAAAAAUGAGCCUUUGCCACAUUUCAGGAUUUAUUCAAAUUAAUUUUUUGGUAGAGCUACUUCCUGUAUUUUUUAAAAUAAAAACGGGUCAUGCGUUGAGACUAGAAUAUUU